AAUACGCAAGGCCAAAUUGCUUUUUAAGUGUGAUAGUUGUGGUAACUGAAAAAUCUAGAAGCAAUGCAAAUAUCAAAAUGAUUUACAUUUGGUCCAUCCACUCUGGACUAUUAUGCAGUCGUUAAGAAUACUCAGAAAGACUGUAGCAACAUGAAAAAAGGCCAUGAUACGUUAACAGGGGGAAAAAAGCAGGUUAUACAUUAGAUAGAAGGGAAGCGAAGAGUAAAAGAUGUCACGUACAAAAUUUAAAAGCUAUGAAGAAUCCUUUUACUUAUUCAUUGAACAAACAUUUAUUAAGCACCUUACAUCCCAGGCACCAGGUCAAAAAGAAAAGGUUCCUGUAGAAGAAAUUAGUUUGGAACAAUAGAUUUAACAGGAUAGAAUAACAUUACCCCUUCUCACAAAGAGCCACGGUGCUCACACCUUUCUUUUUUGGUUUAGGUUGUCUCUUCCUCUGUUUCUACAGUUAUUUUAACGUAGCAGUAAUUUACAAUUGCUGCUGCGAAGUUCACCUCUGAUUCUUCGUCCUCCUGCUGUUGACGUCUCCGUUUACCGCGUUCCUGCCAGUGUGUGUGCCCGGUGCGGUGGAGGAGGGGUAAGUUAAGACCUGACGUCCCAGCCCGGCAGGGCCUCUCCAUCUCGCAGCAGGGAAGAUAAAUGGCUCUAAUCCAAGCCUGACUUUGGUAAGUGUCCAAGGGUAAGGCGUUACAUUAGAAGGCAAGAAGCGGUCUGGGAGUGUCGAGGCGUUUUACCAGGACCUUGCCGGGAGGGAAAGCAAGGCCGGGUAACGGGACAAGGUGGGCAGGCGGCUGAGGCUGCGCGUGCAGCGCGAGGUGGGAGGGGAGACGCGCGAGCCUUGGGCGGGCCCCGCCCCCCGGAGACAGGCUUUGCGCGCUGAUUGGCCCGCGCCGGCCUCGCUCCGGGUUGGCGGGAGGUCUCCGAGCCCGCCGUGCCGCGGUGGAGUAACCUGAGAGCAACCGUCUGAGGCCUGGGGCGUCUGGGGAAGGCUGCCCGCCGGCCCGGCCCCCGCUCACUAGCCUCGGUUUUCCGCAGCAGGGAAGUUGCUGAGGGUCAGGAAGGAGAAUCUGUACCUGACUCCUUGAACAUCAAGGGAGGCAUGGCUGCCUGGGUCACUGAAUUGUGGGAAACCAAAAUGAGGCAUAAUCAGCUAUGUUGUGAGACACCACCUACUGUCACUGUACAUGUAAAAUCAGAGUCAAAUAGAUCACAUCAGCCUAAAAAACCCAUUAACCUGAAGCGUCCUAUUUUUAAAGAUAGUUGGCCAGCAUCUGAAAAAAAUGCACAUAAUAGCGACAAGUCUAAACGCCCCAAAGGACCCUGUCUAGUUAUACAGCGUCAGGAAAUGACUGCUUUCUUUAAAUUAUUUGAUGACGACUUAAUUCAAGAUUUCUUGUGGAUGGACUGCUGCUGUAAAAUUGCAGACAAGUAUCUUUUGGCUAUGACCUUUGUUUAUUUCAAGAGAGCUAAAUUUACUAUAAAUGAGCAUACCAGGAUAAAUUUCUUUAUUGCUCUGUAUCUGGCCAAUACAGUUGAAGAAGAUGAAGAAGAAUCCAAAUAUGAAAUUUUUCCAUGGGCUUUAGGGAAAAACUGGAGAAAAUUAUUCCCUGAUUUCUUAAAGUUAAGGGACAAACUCUGGGAUAGAAUUGACUAUAGGGCUAUUGUAAGCCGGCGAUGCUGUGAGGAGGUUAUGGCCAUUGCUCCAACCCAUUAUAUAUGGCAACGAGAACGCUCUGUGCAUCACAGUGGAGCUGUUAGAAACUACCACAGAGAUGAAGUUCAACUGCCCCGGGGACCUAGUGCCACACCGGUAGAUUGUUCACUCUGUGGUAGAAAAGGAAGAUACGUUAGACUGGGAUUGUCUUCAUCAUCAUCUUCAUCCAGUGAUACAGUAGAGGUGGUGGAGAAACAUUCUCAGGAAUCACACAACUCAUUCCCAAUGGACAUAAUAGUUGAUCCUUCUCAAGCUUAUAGCUGUUUUCAAGCCAAUGACCAUCAAUCAAACAAAGAAAAGAAAACUAAUUUCAUGAAGGAAGACAAAUCUAUGGAGUGGUUUACAGGAAGUGAAGAAUGAGAUGGCUCAACUAAACUUGGAAUC
Molecule: messenger RNA, 2116 nt
Organism: Aethalodelphis obliquidens (Pacific white-sided dolphin)
Lineage: Eukaryota; Metazoa; Chordata; Mammalia; Artiodactyla; Delphinidae
Gene: SPDYA
Product: speedy/RINGO cell cycle regulator family member A
Exons: 8
Coding region: 1118-2092 (324 amino acids)
Biological process (GO): positive regulation of cell population proliferation; positive regulation of cyclin-dependent protein serine/threonine kinase activity; G1/S transition of mitotic cell cycle
Cellular component (GO): nucleoplasm
Molecular function (GO): protein kinase binding
Source: RefSeq, a predicted model, not a curated record